This is a messenger RNA of Gigantopelta aegis, 2953 nucleotides long. RefSeq names its product pre-rRNA 2'-O-ribose RNA methyltransferase FTSJ3-like. Gene Ontology annotation, cellular component: preribosome, large subunit precursor; nucleus; nucleolus. The record is from RefSeq and is a predicted model, not a curated record. Lineage: Eukaryota; Metazoa; Mollusca; Gastropoda; Neomphalida; Peltospiridae. The transcript has 19 exons. Bases 69 to 2585 code for a protein of 838 amino acids. Gene Ontology annotation, molecular function: rRNA (guanine) methyltransferase activity; rRNA (uridine-2'-O-ribose)-methyltransferase activity. Gene Ontology annotation, biological process: rRNA methylation; maturation of LSU-rRNA from tricistronic rRNA transcript (SSU-rRNA, 5.8S rRNA, LSU-rRNA); maturation of 5.8S rRNA from tricistronic rRNA transcript (SSU-rRNA, 5.8S rRNA, LSU-rRNA).
AUUAGGCACAACACGUGUGUAUGUUCUAACCGUGUUUUGGCAAUACACAUUACAGUCAGCUGUUUAAUAUGGGGAAAAAGUCAAAAGUUGGAAAAGCUCGAAAGGACAAAUUUUAUCAGCUUGCAAAGGAAACAGGUUACCGAUCCCGAGCUGCCUUUAAGCUGAUCCAGCUGAACCGAAAGUUUGAGUUUCUCCAGAAGUCACGAGUGGUCGUUGACCUGUGUGCUGCCCCGGGAGGUUGGCUACAGGUUGCCGCAGAAAACACGCCUGUGUCCAGUCUUAUCAUUGGCGUUGAUCUUGUCAGUAUUCGCCCAGUCCACAAUUGUAUAACCCUCCAAGAAGACAUCACUACAGAAAAAUGUCGACAGAGAUUACGCCAAGAGUUGAAGACGUGGAAGGCUGACGGCUUCCUCCAUGAUGGAGCUCCUAACCUUGGCAAGAACUGGCUGCAUGAUGCCUUUCAGCAAGUUGAGUUAACGUUGCAUGCACUGCGACUGGCGACAGACUUCCUCAAGAAGGGAGGCUGGUUCGUGUCGAAGGUUUUCCGUUCCAAAGACUACUUCUCCCUGCUGUGGGUGUUCCAGCAGUUGUUCCGCAAUGUUCACGCCACCAAGCCGAAAGCGUCGAGGAAUGAGUCAGCUGAGAUAUUUGUUGUCUGUCAGGGAUUCACUGCACCUGACAAGAUUGACCCGAAAUUUCUCGACCCCAAGUUUGUGUUUAAAGAGAUUGACCAGGAUGAACCGGUCAAGCUGGGAAUUGAUCUUAUUCACCCCGAGAAGAAAAGACGACACCGCGAGGGCUACCCGGAGGGAGACUACACCCUGUUCCACACCCUGCACGUCUCAAAGUUCAUGGAGAGUGAUAACUUCAUCGAACUGCUCGCUAAUGCGUCAGAGAUUGUUUUGGAUGACGCCAAAGUUGCAGAGCAUCGCGCCACCACACAGGAAAUCAAAGAAUGUCUUAAAGAUAUCAAGGUUCUCGGCAAGAAGGAAAUCAGGAACAUAUUCAGCUGGAGGAAGAAAAUCCAGAAAGAUUUAUACACAGAGGAAGAAAACUCACUGGAAAAAGAAGUUGAAGAAGAGGAAGAAAGUAGUGAUGGCGAGGCCGAACUUCGUGAGAAACUGGCCAAGAUGGAGGAAGAGGAGCGGAGACGACUCAAGAGAAAACUGAGAAAAACCCGUAAAGAGAAGUCAAAGCUUCGCCACAAGAUGGACCUGAAGUUGGUCCUACCCGAUGACAAACACGAUUUUGUGGAUGACCUUGCUCUGUUCAACCUGUCAAGAAUUAAAAGUAAAAAGGAUCUGGAGAACAUUGAGGCUGGCGACCAGAGCGUGCUGGACUCGGAUCUGGCGACUCAGCAGGAGGAGCUCGACUCGUACAUCCCACUGAACCUGAACAAUCCCAAGAUGAGGUUCGCGCGCGACUCGAAGAACUACCUCGACCCUGACGACGUGUCGGAGGAGGAGUUCGAGUCCGACCCCGAGUUUGAGGAAGAGUCCGACCACGAACACGCAAGCCAUGGUAAUGAUGAGGAAACGGAUAAGAAUCCUUUAAUGGUUGACUUGGAAACAAGUGACGCGAGGACGCAGCGUAAACUCAAUGCCUGGUUCAGCAAGGAUGUGUUUGCUGAUCUUGAUGAAGAUGAAAAUGAAGAUUUGGAGAUAGAGAAAAUGGCUGCUGAUUACAAAAAACGUGGUGGAACAAUUUUAGGUAGAGAAAUGUCAGAAGAAAAACCUGUAAAUAAAACAACGUCAAAGUUGACAAAGCCAAAAAAGGUUAAAGAGAACUAUGACUCAGGGAAUGCGAGUCUGUCAGAACAUUCUGACGCCGAUGACUCGAGUAGUUCAUCCUCCGACUCAGACAACAGUGACUACGACGAGAGACACAUUCUGCAGAGUUCAAAAAAAAGAAAACUGAAAUUGUUGAGAAAUAAGACCAAUGCAAAAGAUGGAUUUGAAAUAGUUCCGCCCGAAGAACCAGUAGGUAGACUUGAUGAAGUGGGGCUAGCAAUAGGAGAAGCAAUGAUUGAAUCUCGCAAACGAAAGAGGGACAUUAUAGAUGGUGCGUAUAACAGAAACAUGUUCGAUGAUGAUGGUUUGCCUGCUUGGUUUAUAACUGAUGAAACAAGACAUCGCCGCUUACAGCUACCAGUCACAAAAGAAGCCGUCCAAGAGUACAAGUUGAAGCAAAGGAGUAUAGACGCAAGACCUAUAAAGAAAGUAGCAGAAGCGAAGGCCAGAAAACAUAAAAGGCAACUGAACCGGAUUAACAAAGCUCGUAAGAAAGCAGAAUCAGUGACCGAUGCUGUGGACGUCUCUGAGAAAGAGAAAUGGCAGCAGAUCAAGCAGAUUUAUAAGAAGGCUGGUCUGCUGAAGGAGAAAAAGAAAGAAGUGACCUACGUAGUGGCCAAGCGAGGCAUUGGCAGAAGGGUCCACCGCCCGGCAGGGGUGUCAGGACAGUUCAAGGUGGUUGACGGGCGAAUGAAGAAAGACACGCGUGCUAAAAUGAGGAAGGUGGACAAGCAGAAAGGAAACAAAGGGAAAAAGAAGGGACCAAAAAUUAGUAAAGGCAAAAAGAAACGGUGACCUAGUAAAUGGAAGCCCGCCAAACAAGAGAUGUAGGCCAAGGUGUUCUUGAAAACAACAAGUCAUCGGGGAUCCCAAUCCUGGAAUGUACAUUGUACUCCACUGUUAAUCUCAAUGUGAAAGUUGUGUCACUUUGUGAAUGUUGGCUCAAUUACUUUCUUAACUUAUACCACUUUGUUUCAAAGUUAACUCAGAUUAAUUAGCACAUACUGCUGGAAGUAUGAAAACACCUUUACCCCGAAACAGGAAUGACCCUAUAACAAAGUUGUUCCACAUAAAGUGCAGAAUUGCGAACAGUUCAAAUGAUGGAAGUUGUAAAUGUAUUUCAGAUUGAACUGGAAAAUGUACAAUAAAUUUAUAAAAAUGUU